CUAUUAUUUUGGUUUCAAUAAAACACAAAAUCCCAAUUCCUUAAACCCUAAAACUAAAAAAUGAGACCUUUGGACGAAACCGAAACCAGCGUGGUGUUCGAAAAGCUCUUCAAAUUCGUCGGCAACAACCUCAAAAACCUCGUCGAGAAUCCCUCCCAUGAAGGACCAGAUUCCACUCCCGGUCGCUACUGUUUCCGUCUCAACAAGAACAAGAUCUACUACUGCAGCGAGUCUCUCGUCAAGCGCGCCACCAACAUCGCCAGACCCAACCUCGUUUCUCUCGGAACAUGCAUCGGCAAGUACACCCACGGUGGAAACUUCCACCUCACGGUUCAGGCGCUCAAUUUGCUAGCUGCUAAUGCUAAGCAUAAGGUAUGGCUUAAACCUCAGUCUGAGAUGUCGUUUUUGUAUGGGAACCAUGUGUUGAAGAGUGCGUUGGGGAGGAUUACGGAGAAUAUUGUGGCGGGUGAUGGGGUUGUGGUUUUUAAUAUGGCGGAUGUGCCUUUGGGGUUCGGGGUUGCGGCCAAGUCGACGCAGGACUGUAGGAAGUUGGAUCCUAAUGGGAUUGUUGUGCUUCAUCAGGGUGAUAUAGGAGAGUAUUUGAGAAUGGAGGAUGAGCUUUGAAACGGUUUAAAGUUUGGUUUUUUAUGAAAUUUUAGUGAUGGGUUGUCUCUGUUUUGAUGUAUCUUUAUCUUUGUGUAAUUGGGUCAUGGAUCACUGUAAAAUUGAAAUUGAUUCUCAAGUUAUCUUGGAAUCUACUGAAAUUUUGUUUAACUAUUAUUACAGUGAGUUUGAUUGUGUUUUCACUCU
Molecule: messenger RNA, 810 nt
Organism: Vicia villosa (hairy vetch)
Lineage: Eukaryota; Viridiplantae; Streptophyta; Magnoliopsida; Fabales; Fabaceae
Exons: 1
Coding region: 61-624 (187 amino acids)
Biological process (GO): ribosomal large subunit biogenesis; ribosome assembly
Cellular component (GO): nucleus; preribosome, large subunit precursor; nucleolus
Molecular function (GO): RNA binding
Source: RefSeq, a predicted model, not a curated record